UGCUGUGCGCACUCUAAUCUUGAGGAAAUGGGGAUCCCAAAGUCACCUGGAUUAGCCACAGACCAGAAAGGAGCCCUUUUAGAGUUCCUUUCAGUUGCUGAGGCAUACGAUGUUUGAAAACCCCCUCCUACUCCGUCCCAGAGGUAGAAAAGCAUAAGUCACCAUUGCUCAACUUCCUUAGAAAUAGCCAAUGAACGCUAGCAUCUGGGCCUUAAUAAGUGGCUAAUCUGUAAACAAAAACACUGCCUUGUCUGCUUCUUGGAGCCACAUAGUGAACAGUUUGCUGGUUAAUCACCAGAGCUAUGAGAUAUUACCCGUCUAGCUCUAUGUGACAGAGUGGAUGAGCUGCGUGGUGGCAGGAAGAGGACACAAUUGGACAUCCAACCAGGGAAUGAGGCAGUGGUCCACAUGCCUAUGAGGCCCCCAGCCCAGGAGAUGUGUCUGGUGUCUUUCUAAGAAGAAGAGACUAGGACACAGAUACACUCAGAGGAAAGGCCAUGUGAGGACACAGGGAGAAGGUGGUCAUCUACAAGCCAAAGAGAGAGGCCUCAGAAGAAGCCAACCCUGUCGGCACCCUGAUCUUGGACUUCCAGCCUCUAGAACUGCUGCACUCCUUCUUCAUCCGGGAUGCUGACCCCCAUGGCGGUUUUCUUGAGCCUGGGUAAGUGGAUGUAUGUCAAAGGUCAGGAAACUAUGGCCAGCUGUCAAUUUUUGUAAAUAACGUUUUAUUGGAACACAGCCGUGCUCAUUCAUUUACACCUUGCGUAUAGCUGCUUUCGCAGCACAACUGCAAAGAAGAGUGGUUGCUGCAGAGACCGUAUGGCCUGCAAAGCUGAAAAUAUUUACUAUCUGGCCCUCUUCAGAAAGCAUUUGCCAACCUCUGUGAUAGAUUUAGAUCGGCUAACUUUCACAAAGUGGAUAAGAGGAUUAAAAAGACUACUACCAAAAAAAAAAAAAAAAAAAAAACAAAAAAAACAAAAGUAAGAAAGCAAACAUAUAAAUCCACUGUGGAUUGACAGUAAUAUUAACAUUGCAAUAAAAGAAGACAACAAGAAAAUGGCAGGGCUGUUAUUCUCUCACUUGUAGGGCUGCUUGUCAGAUAAAAGGAUAAUCUUCUAAUUAAGUCUGUCAAGAAGUUGGGGUGGGGGUGUACAAAGAAAUGGAUGGAAAGAAAGAUAGAUGAGAGAGAGAGGGAGAGAGAGAGGAAUUAUGGCUACAGGAUACAUGGAAAUGCUGGAGUGCAUUUCCCCCCUUUAAUUAUCACUUAAUCCUUUUUAUGGUCAAGCACUGUUCUUAGGAAUUCACAUAUAUUAACUUAUUUGAUCCUCAAAGCAACCCUAAGAGGCAGGCUCUAUUUUAGUCGUCCCCAUUUUAUAGAUGAGGGGAAACUAAGGCACGGAGAAGUUAAGUAAUCUGCCCCAAGUUACACAGCUAGUAUGUGGCAGUCAGGACUUGAAUCCAAGCAGUUCGACUCCAGAGUCUAUACUCUUAAACUCUACACUAUCCUGUGUCUCCUAAUUCUGAAAACAAAGACAGAAACAGAUCCUCAAAUGUUUGGAGAGCACUGCCUUAGUGGGUAGCCCUCUGGGGAAGGCUUGGCAUCCAAGCUGGCAGCCCUUAUCCCAAACUCCGGUGUGUGGUGAAAGAAUUUGGAGACCACCCCCUUUAAAGGGACUUUGAGUUCUUAAUUUUGAGACUCAUGUCCAGGAUGAACCCAGCAAAUGUAGAAAGUAGCAGUGAAACAGGUGCUCCUUGCUACCAGUGAAAUAGGGUGUGGAGGCCCACGGGGCAUUUCCUGAGAUUUCAAAUGAGUUGAGAAGCACUGCUUAGCAAGUGUCACAGCUCUGAGCACCCAGGACAGUUGAGAGCUCGGGGCCGCUUGCUAGGAGGGGCCGAGGGCCUCCGGCAUGGCUCUCAGUGGAGAUCUGGCUCCUUUCCUAUCUACCCUGUCCCUAGGCCCCACUUAUCUCAUUUGUAAAAUGAGGGAGCUCAGCUAAAUGAUCUGUACAAGCUCUUCAUGGGUUAAAACUAUUCUGAUUUCGUAUUUAAUAAAAUGGAGAAAAUAUUCAUGCCAUGUUAAUUUGCGGGGUUUUUAUAAAAAUAACCCUUUACAUUAUUUUUGACUUUUGCAGUGAAAAUGUAGCAGAAAGAAGGUAUUUGUCCUCCCCCACCCCUCCUCUGCUACUGGGAAGAGAGUCUUUCAGCAAAACAAUUCACUAGAGUUCUCUGUCAGGCAGGAGUUCUAUUUCCAAGGGGUGGAAACACUGCCAUCAUUCUUCUGGAAUGGAGCCAGGGAUACCGCCUCCCCCCGGGAGGCUUGACCACAAGGGGCAAAGCUUCAACGCAAAAGGGUUGAGUAGGGACCCUGGGGGUGGGGAGAGGGACAGGAAAGGAUGGGAGACCCUUGAAGGUAGACUGUGUGUGAACUACAAUGCAACCCCAUGGGAACAGGAAAAGGGUAUUUAGAAGCAUCCUUUGCACCUCCAUGUGUUCACGAGCAAGACAGAAUUCUGCUAAUGGCCUGUGUCCUUCCAGGUCUCAAAGACAUGACAACACAGUUCCAUGGGCAUUUUAAAAAAGAUGGCUGCCAUGUGACCCUUAUCUCUCUCUGCAUGGUUGGAUUCUUCUGGGUGACCUUUCUUUUCCCUUCAUUGUGCUUUUCUGUACUUUUUAAUUUUUCUGCAAUAGAUAUGUAUUGCUUAUGUAAUAAGUUAUAUUGAAAAUAUUAUGGGGGUGCCUGUGUGGCUCAGUUGGUUAAGCCUCUGACUUCAGCUCAGGUAAUGAUCUCAUGGUUCGUGGGUUUGAGUCCCACGUCGGGCUCUGUGCUGACAGCUCAGAGCCUGGAGCCUGUUUCAGAUUCUGUGUCUCCCUCUCUCUCUGUGCCUCCCCUGCUCAUGCUCUGUCUCUCUGUCUCUCUCUCAAAAAUAAAUAAAACAUUAAAAUUUUUUAAAAAGUAUUAUGAUAUUAUAGAAUGUCUCUAAUAUCAUUAUAUUACAUUUUGGCAACAAACAAGUACCUCAAAAUUGGUCCAUUAGGGAGGAUUUGGCUCCCAGAAACUCUGAAAUGACUAGAAUACUUUGUGAACUUGUGGCAAGGGACCGCCACCUCUCAAAAGGUGCAGAUGUUGAAAAGAUUAUUGUGCUCUCUGGAAAUUCUUUUUUUUUUUUUUUUUUUUUUUAAGAUUUAUUUAUUUAUUUUGGGAGAGAGAGAUAAAACAUCCUCGGGCACACACAUGCGUGCACAGGCAGGGUAGGGGCUGAGAGAGAGAGGGAGAGAGAGAAUACCAAGCAGGCUCUAUGCUGUUAGCACAGAGCCUGACUCGAGGCUGGAUCUCACAAAUUGUGAGAUCACGACCUGAGCUGAAAUCAAGAGUGAGAUGCUUAGCCGACUGAGCCAUCCAGGUGCCCUGUGCUUUCUAAAAAUUCUUUGAAUUGUGGGUCCCCUUUUUCUGGCCAGAGUAUACUCUAUUGGGUGAUGAUUUUGCAUAAACUAUGGUGAGAUGCUGUUCAGAACUAGUACCACAAGCUGGGAGAAGGUAUCUGUUGGCAUGAAAACCAUGAACUUCCAAACUUAAAUAUCUGAGUGCUUUGUUAACCUGGAUAAAUAUGCCAUUGGAUAUGGCUGACCCUAAGUUAAUGAGGCACUCAGGAAAUGGGGUAUAUUUGGAGGGUCCACAUUUCUGGAUGGCUAAGGUUUAUUCAGAUUAUAUUCGUUGUAAAUCAGUCUAAAGAAUAUCCGCCUGCUUCUCAGCCUUAACCCUAAAUAGUGAAUUCAACAGAUUUCUUUUUUUCAUUUAGUGUCCUGAAAAGCAUGGGACUGCCAUAUUACAGGUUUCUUUUUUAUACAGUUUGGAGCUGAGUGAUUGGAUAAAGAUAGGCAGGUCCCUAGGAAAGCACCUAAUAGUUGUUUUUAGAAUGAAUUUUUAAGCCUAUUUUACAUCUCUGUUGAAAUUCUUCGUUCAUGCAUUGUUCUUUUAGAAUUAAUUGGGGUGGAGUUUGCUUUUGGUCAUUAGCAUCUUUGCCCUGAGAGGCAGAAUUGCCCCCACCCCCAAAAGUACUGAUUUAACUUGGAUUGUGUUAACAUUGGUAGGUUAGUAUCAACUGUUAAGUAUUUAAACAAAUUGUAAGUGACCAAAAUGAAUGAACCGAGUUAAUUAAGAACAGUAAGAUCACCAGGGAUGAUCACCUUCCAGGCAGCAGUACCAGCACCAAGUGUUCACUCAGCACCUCUCACCAGGGGCUGUUCUGAGUGUCAGGAAGGAUCAAAGAAACACAGGUAGAGGGUCUCUAAGCAGGAGACGUCAUCACCCAGCUGCUAUCAAUUGCCAGGUGGGUGAACAACAAAAGGAGGAGGGGUGUAUUAGCGUGGGGAGCACCCUGGGUUGGGGCAGGCGGCCUGGCCAAGUGCUGCUAGAGGCAAACUACUCAACAUCUCUAGACCUCAGUUUCCUCGUGUGAAAACGAGGUGUUCAACUCAAUUUCAAAAGGACCUUCAGCCUCUGAGACUCCAGAGCAGAUGUUUGUUGAAGGAGGCCUGAGGGUUUACAGCAGGAACUGUCAUUUGAUGGGUGAGUCAGACUGGGGGCAGCAGGAAAAUAAUGUCUUCACAAUCCACACAAGGGCACAGGCAAUUAGGAAACACACUUAGCUGAUGGCUUGAGUGUCUGUUCCACUCGGAGGAUAUAUUCCUGAAGAGGGACAGGGUGACUCAUCAGCCGGCUGUAACCUGAUGAAAUAGAGCUAUCCAAUUUCCUUGCUCUGAUUCCAGGCAACCAAAGGAUCUUAAUUUGGUUUUCCAAGGCAGUUUCCCCAGGCAAGCAGAGGAGUAAGUUAUGGCAAUUGGAAAUUGACAUUCUUUCGUGGGAGCAAAAUUAGAUCACGUGUGAGAAAUGACUGUGAAAUUAAAUAAAGUAGCAUUCAAAUUCAAAGAAACAGCAUUCUCAGUAAUAUCCUCAUUAGUUAUGAAUCAUUUUUGUGCUGAUUUGAUUGGCCUUUGAACCAUGUUUCUUUUUUAGAGCUAGUAAACCCUGGGUGACUCGAUAAAUAUAGACAUUCUGGAUCUGGAAAAUGAGAGGCAAAAAUUACUAACAUUUACAUGGUGCUUUACAAUUUUUUUUAGGGUGAUUUCACAUAAAGAUUCCAGUAGCGCUGGGAGCGAGAGAAUAUUAUGUUCCUGGUCUCCAGCUCAGGAAAGCUUAGUACUAGAGAGCUAGGAAGGGUUUGAGCUUGCAGUCAAACCUAGGUCUUGGGCUUCAAAUCCUGAUUGCAGCGUGGCUUCCGAAGGGAGUGAAUGCUCUUCUCCCAGCCCCUCUCCCCAUAUUCACUCACAUUACCACAGGAGACACGUGCCAGAUCUUGAAGGGGUUGAAGCAGAAGUAAUCUGUUCUGGAGAUCAUGAAACUGAUCUCUUUCCCUCUGCAAAUGCCACGUGAAGCGCAUUUGUAGGGCCUCUCCAGAGGCUGCCUCAUGAGGGGAGGUUCUGCUUGGCUUCCCUUUGUCCUUAGACUCAGGCUGAAUCUGCUUGCUGCAUGUGGAGAAAGUGCCCGUUCUGCUUUGGCAGAGUCUCCGGAGUGUUGGGUUCCUACCUGUCUUCAUCUGAAAGUUUGGUCUGGAUAUCCCCACUGAAAGUGACUAGGGAUCCCCAGCUGGGACAGCUCCCCUAGAUCACCACUGCCGGAUCUAGCCCACCCAGCCUCCUGCAUCUCUGCUGCCAGAGCUGCCCGGCUCAGAUUACCAGAGGGGAGGGAGGGUGGGUAUGGAUCUCAGGAUCUGGGGCCCCAGGUGCACUGCAAGCCUGAGCUCUCCAUCCGCCUUGGCGAAACUCUGCCUGUGGCAGAGUGAGAUCUUUGUAUCCAGACCCUUCCAAUUCACAGAGGCAAGUGGAAGACUGCUCCUUGGCUGGGAAUUUCUAAAGGCUCAGGAAAAAGAUGAACUGGCCCCAUUCCUGCAUCUCCUUUUGCUGGAUUUACUUUGCUGUCUCCAGACUGAGAGCUGUAGAAACAGCAGAUGGAAAAUAUGCUCAGAAAUUGUUUAAUGACCUUUUUGAAGAUUAUUCCAAUGCUCUUCGUCCAGUAGAAGAUACAGAUAAAGUCCUGAAUGUCACCCUGCAGAUUACACUUUCUCAGAUUAAGGACAUGGAUGAAAGAAACCAGAUUCUGACUGCCUAUUUAUGGAUCCGCCAAAUCUGGCAUGAUGCAUAUCUCACGUGGGAUCGAGACCAGUAUGAUGGACUGGAUUCCAUCAGGAUCCCCAGUGACCUGGUAUGGAGGCCAGAUAUUGUCCUAUAUAACAAGGCUGAUGACGAAUCUUCUGAGCCUGUGAACACCAACGUGGUUCUGCGGUAUGAUGGGCUAAUCACCUGGGAUGCACCAGCCAUCACCAAAAGCUCCUGUGUAGUGGAUGUCACCUAUUUCCCCUUUGAUAACCAGCAGUGCAAUCUGACCUUUGGUUCCUGGACCUACAAUGGCAACCAGGUGGACAUAUUCAAUGCCCUAGACAGUGGAGACCUCUCUGACUUCAUCGAAGAUGUGGAGUGGGAGGUCCAUGGCAUGCCUGCUGUGAAGAAUGUGAUCUCCUAUGGCUGCUGCUCUGAGCCUUACCCAGAUGUGACAUUCACUCUCCUUCUGAAGAGGAGGUCCUCAUUCUAUAUUGUCAACCUCCUUAUCCCAUGCGUCCUCAUAUCUUUUCUGGCUCCCUUGAGUUUUUAUCUCCCAGCAGCCUCUGGGGAAAAGGUCUCCUUGGGAGUGACCAUCCUGUUGGCCAUGACUGUAUUUCAGCUCAUGGUGGCAGAGAUCAUGCCAGCCUCAGAAAAUGUACCUCUGAUAGGCAAAUACUACAUAGCCACAAUGGCUUUGAUCACAGCCUCCACUGCGUUGACCAUUAUGGUGAUGAAUAUCCACUUCUGUGGGGCCGAGGCCCGGCCAGUGCCACACUGGGCCAGGGUGGUCAUCCUGAAAUACAUGUCCAGGGUCUUGUGUGUCUACGAUGUGGGUGAGAGCUGCCUUAGUCCCCGCCACAACAGGGAGCGAACCCACCUCACAAAGGUUUAUGGCAAACUUCCAGAGCCAAAUCUGAACAUGGACAGAAACAAAGACCUUCCCAGAAAGAAGGAAAUAAACAAACUCUUAAAGAAUGAUUUGGGAUGCCAGGGUGAGAACCCACAGGAUGCUGACAGUUACUGUGCACGGUACAAAGUGCUGACAAGGAAUAUCGAGUACAUUGCCAAGUGCCUCAAAGACCACAAGGCCACCAAUUCCAAGGGGAGUGAGUGGAAGAAAGUUGCAAAAGUCAUAGACCGAUUCUUCAUGUGGGUUUUUUUCAUUAUGGUGUUUGUGAUGACUGUUUUGAUCAUAGCAAGAGCAGAUUAGUGGGCAUUUGGUAUAUGGAAAUAAAGCAAUAAAAUUCCCUGUGAUCUACUCUAAUAUUUUCCCAAGUCAGAUUU
Messenger RNA from Panthera uncia (snow leopard), 7440 nucleotides. RefSeq names its product cholinergic receptor nicotinic alpha 9 subunit (gene CHRNA9). Bases 5927 to 7366 code for a protein of 479 amino acids. Lineage: Eukaryota; Metazoa; Chordata; Mammalia; Carnivora; Felidae. The transcript is spliced from 7 exons. Gene Ontology annotation, biological process: nervous system process; regulation of membrane potential; signal transduction. Gene Ontology annotation, molecular function: transmembrane signaling receptor activity; acetylcholine-gated monoatomic cation-selective channel activity. The record is from RefSeq and is a predicted model, not a curated record. Gene Ontology annotation, cellular component: postsynaptic membrane; neuron projection; synapse.